Messenger RNA from Synchiropus splendidus (mandarinfish), 5011 nucleotides. It is a transcript of the gene cdh7a, whose product is annotated as cadherin 7a. Bases 508 to 2913 code for a protein of 801 amino acids. NCBI's taxonomy places the organism in Eukaryota, Metazoa, Chordata, Actinopteri, Syngnathiformes, Callionymidae. Gene Ontology annotation, molecular function: calcium ion binding; cadherin binding. The transcript has 12 exons. The record is from RefSeq and is a predicted model, not a curated record. Gene Ontology annotation, cellular component: adherens junction; catenin complex; plasma membrane. Gene Ontology annotation, biological process: cell morphogenesis; cell-cell junction assembly; calcium-dependent cell-cell adhesion.
GUCAGUGCGCAGCAGCGGAGGACCGCGAGACUCUGGCGGAGGAGAGAACCGCGGACUGGAGCUUCUCCCUCCGACACCGCUCCGGACUAAAAGAACCACCCCGCAGACACAACUUUCCCGCACUUUCACCGCCACGGCUGCGCGCUCGCUCGCGGGACUUUCUCCCGCGUGGACGUCGGACCAACUCCCGAUAGGUGCCAAUUAUUGGGCUGGUGGAAAACCCUGCCCCCGGCCCCCGCUGACCCCGAUCGCCGGAUUUACCGUCCACCCAAAGAGGAAUUACGCCACUUUUAGACUCCGAUCAAGAGAGGAGGAGCGGCGCAGCAAAAUGCCCAGCUUGGCUCCUGUUCAGACCAUCUUCUGCUCUCGGGGUCUGGCUGCAGCGGCGCUCUGGUGAAACGCUGGUUCAGGACCACGUGGAUAAAAGCUUCAGGGCUUUGACAUUUCUCGUUUUUUUUUUUUUUUUUUUUUUUUGACCCGCUCUUGUUUUUUGGGACGGAGGCCCAGAUGAUGUGGGGGCUUUGCUCCGGCAUAUGCAGAGCCCUGGCUCUGCUGGCCGUCCUGCUCGCCUUCCAGGAGGAGAGGAGCUGCUGGGGGCUGAAUCACAGCUCUGGGGAUCUGGAGACGUCCCCACAACCUGAUCCAGGCCCCCCCAGGUCCCUGCACAGGAACAAACGCAGCUGGGUUUGGAACCAGUUCUUCGUGCUGGAGGAGUUCACGGGGAACGAGCCGCUCUACGUGGGCAAGCUUCACUCCGACGUGGACAAAGGGGACGGCAAAGUGAAGUACGUGCUGUCAGGCGAGGGCGCCACUUCCAUCUUCACCAUCGACGAGAACACGGGGGACAUUCACGCCACCAAGCGCCUGGACCGAGAGGUUCAAGCCUACUACACUCUCCAAGCCCAGGCAGUGGACCGACUCACCAACCUGCCCGUGGAGCCCCGGUCGGAGUUCGUGGUCAAAGUCCAGGACAUCAACGACAAUGAGCCCAAGUUUCUGGAUGGUCCAUAUCUGGCUGGAGUACCAGAGAUGUCGCCUCUCGGAACCAUGGUGGUGCAAGUGGCAGCCACAGACGCCGAUGACCCAACGUACGGGAACAGCGCCAGAGUGGUCUACAGCAUUAUCCACGGACAGCCUUACUUCUCGGUGGAGCCCAAGACAGGUGUGAUCCGAACGGCACUCCCCAACAUGGACCGGGAGACCAGGGACCAGUACGUGCUGGUCAUCCAGGCCAAAGACAUGGUGGGGCAAAUGGGCGGUCUCUCUGGAACCACCUCCGUCACCGUCACACUGACCGAUGUCAACGACAACCCACCGCGCUUCACUCACAAGAUCUAUCAGUACACAGUUCUGGAGUCGCUGCCCGUUCAGUCUGUGGUGGCCAGAAUCAAAGCCGCCGACGCCGACACCGGCUCCAACGCUGAGAUGGACUACCGGAUCAUGGAUGGCGACGGGCCCGGCAUGUUCAACAUAACCACCGACGAGGUCACACAAGAGGGUGUCAUCAUCCUGCUGAAGCCUCUCGACUUUGAAACGAAGAGCAGCUUCUCCCUGCGAGUCGAAGCCACCAACAGGAAUAUCGACUCCAACUUCUUGAGUUUGGGCCCAUUUAGCGACACGACAUCAGUCAAGGUGACAGUGGAAGAUGUGAACGAGCCUCCGGUUUUCUCCGAGCUGCUGAGCAGGAUGGUGGUUUCCGAGGAUGCGAAAGUCGGCACCUCCAUCGGGAGAGUCUCUGCGCAUGACCCAGAUAAUUCCAACAGCGGUAUCAGGUACUCUAUCGACAGGAACACGGACCUGGAGCGCUUCUUCAACGUGGAUGCUCUGAGCGGAGUCAUCAGCACGGCCAAGCCUCUGGACCGGGAGGCCAACUCCGUCCACAACCUCACCAUCUUGGGCAUCGAGAACCAGGACCGAACUCAGAUCGGGAAAGGCGUCGCUCUGAUCACGGUGUUGGACAUCAAUGACAACGCUCCGGUGUUUGCCAUCGACUAUGAGACGCUGCUGUGCGAGAACACCACGCCGGGACAGGAGAUCCAGACCAUCAGCGCUGUGGACAAGGACGAGCCUCUGAGUGGUCAUCGCUUUUACUUUUCUUUAACUGCUCCUGUCGCCGGAAACCAGAACUUCACUCUCCGGGACAACAAAGACAACACGGCGUCCAUCUUGACCAAGCGAGGGGGGUUCCGCCGGCGGGAGCAGCCAGUGUACCGCCUGCCGGUGUUGAUCAUGGACAGCGGGAGUCCGGCGCUCAGCAGCACCAACACGCUCUCCGUCCGCGUGUGCGAGUGCGAUUCCGACGGCGUGGCCCUGUCCUGUGGAGCCGUGGCGUACACGGCAACAGGGCUGAGCACCGGCGCCCUGCUGGCCAUUUUAGGCUGCAUCAUCACACUUCUAGUGAUGGUUCUGUUGAUCGUCACGAUGCGCCGUCGGAGGAAGGUUCCGUUGAUCCUGGAGGAGGAGCGAGACAUCCGAGAAAACAUCGUCCGCUACGACGACGAAGGCGGAGGCGAGGAAGACACGGAGGCCUUCGACAUGGUCACGCUCCGGAACCUCAACGUCAUCAGAGACCCCACCGUCCGGCGAGAUGUCACGCCCGAUACCCCGACUUUCUUCCACUACACCUCCGCCUCCCGUCCGCCUUUCAAGUCGCUGCCGGACAACGUCGUGUUUCGAGAAUUCAUCUGGGAUCGACUCAAAGAUGCUGACAUCGACCCUUCUGCGCCCCCGUAUGACUCGCUGCAGACGUACGCUUUCGAAGGCAGCGGCUCCGUGGCGGAGUCAUUAAGCUCCCUGGAGUCACUAAGUACAGACUCGGAUCAGAACUAUGAAUAUCUCAGCAACUGGGGACCUCGCUUCAAAAAGCUGGCCGACCUAUACGGCACCAGCGACGGCACCAGUGUCUUCUCAUAGCCACAACAAGUGUCUUCUGAUGUUACUUGGACCUUGGGAAAAAAAAGUUAUUUAUUGUCUAUGAAGAAGGUGGUGUGGAACGCCUUACGGAGGAGAUUCAAAUACAACACCAGAGAGAUUGGACGGGAAGCAAAUAAAAAACGCUGCGGUUGUUUACCUCCUCGUAUGGAUCUUCAAAAGUCUGCCGGGUUUUUUGACGCAGACUUCAAAAAAAGACGGAAGCCUUGUGUGCAAAGAGACAUAAAAAGGUUUCAGAAUUUGGACGGCGGUUCAGGCGUUGACCAAUAAACGUGACAGAGACGGUGAAUCUCCUUUCAUUCCAGCGACAGGCGACCCGCUUUUGAAGCAUUCCUUCGCCAUCUUUGUGCUGAAACCUUCAUCCCGACAAGCUGUCUCCCAGUCGGUAGUCACCAAACAGUCCAUAUGCAUUUUCUCUAACGGCAGUUCACACAGGGUUCUCUUUGACAUGGAUCUCCUCGCACCUUGGGAACUCUGCUCAUAGGAUGGUCCUGUAAGGCGAUUUUCUUCUUCAAAUACGAGACGUGUUCGCAGUCAUGGUGUUAAACAACUUCAGCUUUUUCUAUGAUGAGGCUAAAUGUGGUUGGUCAGGACUUACUUGUAGCGAUUCUGAUCUUACACGACUUGACCUCAAAGCAUUUCAGACAGUAUCAAACGACAGCAGAGCUCAGAAGGCGGGGCAGAAGAAGCUCGCACGGAUUAGUGCACCGGUAUCCGACACAGACGGAGCGGACACGCGAAGAGACAGUGCCAGCCGUCUAAUUGUUGAAGCGCUUCUGCAGUGGUCAGUACAAUAAAAGUGGUUUGGUGUGUCCCAAGUGGUGGCAGUAGUUGGCCUCAAGACUGGUCCUCAUUGUCCACAAGAAUCAUCACUACACACCAGCAGCUCUUCUCCUGGCUACACUCUGUUGUACAUACUCUCCUCAAACCAAGUCAGACACAAAAUAAUAAUAAAUAAAAUUCUGUACAUUCAUUCAUAUUCCACUGCUUUUGUGGGUCGCGGGGUAAGAGGGUCAUAUUCCAGGUAUCUUGGGCAAGAGGUGGGGGACACCAUAAAAGGGUCGCCAACAGGGAACACAGAGACAAACUACCACUGACGCCUAUGGAUAAUUUAGAGUAGUCAGUCAACCUCUGUGUGUUUUUGGACAUUGGGAGGAAACCAGAGUAAAUCCACACAGAGGGGAGAACGCCACACAGAAAAGGUCUAAGGUUACUCUGAGCUGGAACCUGGAACUAACCCAAAAUUGUCCACAAAUAUCAAAGAAUGAAUUUGAGUUAGCAACCCAAUGUACUGUACUGUCAUUGGGUGUUCAGCUCACCUGAGUCUGGACUCUCGGGCCGGUAAGGGAGUCUGCCCUUCAACGGACUAUAUGACCCCACUCCUUGGGUGGGUGGGGUAUUCUUGCUACAGCUAAUAGAUGUCUUCGGAUGGAAGCAUGGUGUUUAGCUGCUCUAAACACCAGGCACCAGGUCUGGCUCCAGAAUGGGGCCCUGCUGACCCCUGUCUGAGCGCAGGUGAGCCUUUCUUCUUAGAACCCGCACCUCGGACUUAGUGCCAACCUGGAAAUGACUCCUUCAGAAAGGAACACAAAGGAAGUCAGGGCUUCUUUGUCUUGACUGGUGCAGCCUUGACCCAACCCCUGCCACAAAGGCAUUCAUCAGUAGAACAAGUCCACUGACCAUGAACUCCAACAAAUGAACCGCUGUUUGGCUGUUUCAGGUAUCAUUUCCAGAUCAGUCAACUCUUUCCCCAUAAUCCAACCAAACAUCUGUUUUCUUUUUACCUGAAGCAUCCCAAGUCGUGUAGUGUACGGAGGGCGCACUUCACCACGCCUCCCCAGACUGUAAAAGAAAAGCAUAUCUAUUUCCAAAGUGUCUGCUGGGGUGAAGUUUGUGAUAGGAUGAGGUUUGCUUCUGUAGUUUGGAAAGUCCAGCGUAUAUACGAGAGAACACACUGUAUGAUAAUCAUAUCUCGGCGACUUUACUUUGUCCCGUUUUUGUUGGGUGUCGACAUGUACUACCGAUAUGUAUGAUUAUUCAUUUUGAAGAUUCAGAAUUGUGUAACGUUUUUAUCUUUUUU